This is a messenger RNA of Carassius carassius (crucian carp), 1953 nucleotides long. RefSeq names its product SET domain bifurcated histone lysine methyltransferase 2 (gene setdb2). The coding region runs from base 239 to 1897 and encodes 552 amino acids. The record is from RefSeq and is a predicted model, not a curated record. Gene Ontology annotation, molecular function: DNA binding; protein binding; histone H3K9 methyltransferase activity. The transcript has 12 exons. Gene Ontology annotation, cellular component: nucleus. Lineage: Eukaryota; Metazoa; Chordata; Actinopteri; Cypriniformes; Cyprinidae. Gene Ontology annotation, biological process: negative regulation of gene expression; heterochromatin organization.
CGAUUCGGACACAUGCGGAUGAUUCUUCUUUGAUGUCGCGUUCUUUCAUUCGCUCUGGUGAAGUCGUUUAAGUAAUAAAUGUGACAUUUUCAUACAGUUUGCGUAAGUUUUAGAGUGAAGUUUGUAUAUAUGUUUCUAAUGAGCGUUUUUGUGAGACACUAUAGAGCAGUUCUGUUGAUUGAUCGUGUUGUUUUCUCACAGUGUUUGUGUGAUAGCAGCACAUCUGAGCCUCAACGAGAUGAUGGAGUUUGAAAUUGAGCAAGCCAGGAGGUUCUGGGAGGAGGUGGAUGUUGAUGAAGUGUUCGAUGAUCUGCUGGAGAAACUUCAUCACUUAAGAAACGUGAUCACAAACAACACUGCUACUGACAGAGAGUAUGUUCAGGCCAUGAAGAUCACCCUGGAGUCUGAGCUCACCUCCUUCAGGAGCGAAGGCAUUCAGGAGGUGCUGAUUGAUGAAGAAAUACUGACGGUGACCGUAUCAGAGGCGGAGACGGAGAACUUUCUGCAGAAGGACAGCACACGGCUGUGCAGGGACGGAGAGUCGAGCUCGGAUCAGAGCCAGACGUCUGCUGCGAGCCGAGCCGAGCUGCUGCUGUCUCCUCUGAGCUUCUGUUCUGAAGAGCCCAGGUCUCCUGUGCACCUCGUCUACCAUCCACACGACUGCAGCGCUGCAUGUGUCCCGCAGCUGCCCGCUCACGCCGACCGCUUUCUGGGGCACAACCCGCUGCGUGCGCCCAUGCUGUGCCAGUUCCAGCGCCACUGCGACGAAUCUGACGCUUCAGACUCCAGUGUGCUUUAUAAAGCGCCGUGUGGACGGAGCCUGCGCUCCCUGGAGGAGGUGCUUCAGUUCCUACUUCAGUCAGACAGCCUCGGCGUGCUGCAGCCAGACCACUUCAGCUUCGACCCACAGAUUGUUCCAGAGAAUCAGGCGCAAGCUCCAACCUCGGCUGCGCUGCUGCUCGAGCGGGACCUCAGCCGCGGGAUCGAGCCGGUUCCCGUGUCUCUGUUCAACGAGCUGGACGGGACUCGGCCCAAAGAGUUCCGCUACCGUAAAGAGCGCUGGCCACACGGCUGCUUCCUCAGCAGCGCGCCUCUCUUCUCCGUGUGCUGCGACUGCACCGACGACUGCGCAGACGCAUGGAGCUGUGCAUGUGUUCAGCAGACGCUCAGAGGCUCAGGAGAGCAGCAAGCAUACAGACACCGCAGGCUGAGCGCGCCCCUGAGCGCAGGGUUGUUCGAGUGUGGCCCGUGGUGCGGCUGUGCGAGGAGCCGCUGUCAGAACCGUGUGGUGCAGAAGGGUCUGCGCGUGCGGCUGCAGGUGUUUCGUACGCCGGACCGCGGCUGGGCCGUUCGCUGCAGAGAUGACCUCGACCAGGGAACCUUCGUCUGCAUUUACGCAGGCGUGGUUCUCCGUCAGCAGCAGAGCGUGGAGGAGCCGGCGGAUGGAGAGCUGCUGGUGUCUGAUGAUGAGGUGGAGGUGGUGGAGGAGUGGAAGCUGCCCGCCGGACACUUGGAGACGGUCAGUGAGCCGCUGGACAGCUCUCCGCCGCUGUACGUGCCUGUGAUCCAGAGACCUGCCGAUCAGCUCAAGGAUCAGCAGCAGCUCGGCGUGUCGUCGCUGGACCGCAGUCAGAACGGGAGCGAGGUGUGUGAGGAGAUCGUGAGUAAGAGGCCCAGACUCGGACACGAGUCGCAGCACAAACACACAACUGAGCAGAUGUAUUACCUGGACGCCUCCAAAGAGGGAAACGUGGCCCGAUUCUUCAACCACAGCUGUGAGCCGAACCUCUUCCUGCAGAACGUCUUCACGGACACACACGACCCACAGUUCCCGCUCAUCGCCUUCUUCACCAGCAGGUGUGUUAAAGCUGGAUCUGAACUGACCUGGAACACGUGACGCUCUGCUCCAGAGAGAAACCACGAGGACGCUUCAUACUGUAAUGACUGUACUGA